Messenger RNA from Physella acuta, 1570 nucleotides. Its product is annotated as CDP-diacylglycerol--glycerol-3-phosphate 3-phosphatidyltransferase, mitochondrial. Gene Ontology annotation, biological process: cardiolipin biosynthetic process. The record is from RefSeq and is a predicted model, not a curated record. Gene Ontology annotation, molecular function: CDP-diacylglycerol-glycerol-3-phosphate 3-phosphatidyltransferase activity. NCBI's taxonomy places the organism in Eukaryota, Metazoa, Mollusca, Gastropoda, Physidae. Gene Ontology annotation, cellular component: mitochondrion.
CUACUCUUAAAAAAACAUGGCUGCCACAGUUUACAGUAGAUCUAUUACAAGGUUACUAACCAAAAGAAAUUUAACUAGAAAUAAAAAUAAAAGAUUUGUUUGUACUAAUCCUCCAGCUCCUUCUUCACCGCGGUGGAGAAAUGUUUUCAAGUCAGAUGGCCAGUAUGUGUCGAGGCCUGUUGAUGGGCUGGGGACAUUUAGUUGGUUGUCUCAGUAUGGACCCCAGUUCCAUCUUAAAGGGGAGCAGGUCCAAGUCAUCAGUGAACCAGCACAGUUUUAUGAAGUUUUAAAGCUCAAAUCCAGAAAGGCUAAAAAAAGAAUCACCUUUGCAUCCUUAUAUCUAGGCAAUGGAGAUCUGGAAAAAGAUUUAGUAUCCUGCAUUCGAGAAGCCUGCCUCAGCUCAGUUGUCACAAGUAAUCCAAACUUUGAAGUCAACAUCCUCCUUGACUUCACAAGAGGCUCAAGAGGAAAGAGGAAUUCCAGAUCAAUGCUAAGGCCCUUGAUGGCAGAAUUCAACAACGUUAACGUCUCCCUGUACCACACGCCAGAUCUUAGGGGUCUGCUGAAGUGGAUUAUCCCAGAGCGCUUCAACGAAACCAUCGGCCUAACUCAUGUUAAGGUUUAUCUAUUUGAUGACAGUUUUAUUAUUAGUGGUGCUAACCUCAGCAACGAUUAUUUUACUGCCAGACAAGAUCGCUAUAUUUUAUUCAAUGAUUGUCCAGAACUAGCGGACUUCUUCAAUAAUUUUGUCAAGACGAUUAUGUCAUUUUCAUUUAGUUUGUCAGCUGAUGACUCGUUACAUUUAGCACCCGGCUGGACUCACCAUCCAUAUAAAAGUUUUGAUGGUGGUCAGCAGUUUAAAAUGUCAGCCAGAGAAAAAAUUGAGGCUUGUCUAGAUAUUUCGGAUAACCCAAAGCUGGAAGUGGAAAAUUCUGCUGACACAGUUAUCUACCCAUUGGUGCAGAUGGGACCAUUCAACGUCACACACGACUCACAGGCAAUGCUGGGUUUGUUGAGGUCGUCAACCCCUCAGGACCAUAUACUUCUCGCCUCAGGUUAUUUUAAUCUUACUGACCACUACAUGUCUGUUAUACUGGACCAGUCAGUUGGGAAAUUCAGCAUUUUAAUGGCAUCCCCGCAGGCGAAUGGAUUUCUUGGAGCUAAAGGUAUAGCUGGAGCCAUACCUUACUCAUACAUCUACCUGGCCCAUCAGUUUUACAAAAGGGUGUGCUCAAGGUGUCAGACACAACGGAUUCACCUGAUGGAAUACGUCAGAGAGGGCUGGACUUUUCAUGGGAAGGGCUUGUGGUACUACCUGCCCAGUCAGCCAUUGCCAACACUUACCCUUGUGGGAUCCCCGAAUUUUGGUCAUCGUUCAGUUUACAGGGAUUUAGAAUGUCAGGUUGCUAUAGUUACAGAAAACAAACACCUUCAGGAGCAGUUACGAGAGGAGCAUGUAAGAAUGUACUCCACAUCCCAGCCUGUUACAGAGAGUACAUUUGAAAGACGAGAUCGCUUUGUGCCGUUAUGGAUUAGAUUUGUUACGAAAAUAAUUAAAAACUUUUUUUAA